Molecule: messenger RNA, 3831 nt
Organism: Cadophora gregata
Lineage: Eukaryota; Fungi; Ascomycota; Leotiomycetes; Helotiales; Ploettnerulaceae
Product: hydrolase 76 protein
Exons: 4
Coding region: 1764-3503 (579 amino acids)
Biological process (GO): fungal-type cell wall biogenesis; carbohydrate catabolic process
Molecular function (GO): mannan endo-1,6-alpha-mannosidase activity
Source: RefSeq, a predicted model, not a curated record
CUCCUCCAUGGGAGCAUACACUUCUCCAGACCCAGGAUCUUUUUGUCCCUGCUGCACUCAAUGUCGCAGCAACUUCUCCCCAAUAGACGCAGUUCAUUUACACAAGCUGCGGUAAGCGCGUAUCUAAAUACCAAGAUAGAUGUACGAAUUAAUUAAGUACUGUACUUUGGGGCUGAAUCUUUGAUUCGUCCAUUUCAGAGCCAGAUGUAUGGAGCCCUACCAGUAUAAAUGAUAGGAUGGGAAAACCAACAUCCAACAGACUUUCAGACUAAAAGAGAUGUUUCCACAGCAAUGCCGCCCCAGGAAUUACCAGCAUCACCACCUCAUAGUCACCUACUGUGAACCUUUUUCAGGCCUACAGCUGCUAUUCUGUAAUACCACCCGGGAUUCUCGCACAAUCCAAGUAUGUGAUCACAGGAACAGGAUCUCCUGAUUGAAGUCCAUAUUACUGCCCCCAGACAUACCGAGACAUUAUUGCACCGAAACGGGCCUCGUCAAAGCCCGCCAGGAGAAGACCAAAAAGUUAGAAUCCCAUUUGGUCCCUGUGUCCUCAGCGCACUGAUCCCUAAAGUCCACCUUCAUAACGCUAAAAGUUCACGACCCCUCACUAACACCUUCGCCACAACCUAAUAUCAAGCAUCCCACAGCUUCAAUCAUCAUCUUCACAUCGAUGCAUGAAUGCUGAUGAUGCUGUGUCAAAGCCCCAAAAAAUCAUCGUAUGAAUGUGUGACGUCCCAAGACGCCGAUUCCUUGAUCGAAUCCUCUGAGCUUGGUCUGGCCUUUCUUCCCCGACAGCGGGUGUCAUGCAAUACCCGAACUGUCUCAUUCGAUCCUUUUCAACAUCCAUCAAAUAGCUCACUCACUAUGACGAGGCCGUUCGUAUCCAAAAUUCCGCCGCUCUUCUGUGCCAUUUAUUCAGAACAGCCAGAAGUCCUCUGUCUCAGCCGGAAGUCUCCUCAAUGGCAGACACAGGACCAGAACGUGACCUGAGCACAUUCCCAUCCAUCCCAGGACACGAUUCAAUAUUGUCCGUCACACAAACACCAUGCGCCACAGGCUGAAUCGGAGAAUUUCCAGACGGGCGGCUGUACCGAGUGAUUGGUCGACAAUGAUGCUGUCAGUUCUGCCAAGUAGUAGUGCUCGUAUCGAAUCGCAACAGGCCGUAAGGAUCUGUCUGCGGCUAGAGCGAGGUGUUUUGUGCCAUCUACAUGCAGGUGCAGUGCGCUGUUAUCUCUGCGUCCCUGCCCUGCCCUGCCCUGCCCUGCUUUUAACCACUUAAGGCGGCUCGUGGCACCUGUCCGACCUCAACCUUAAGUCGAAGGUGGGUUUGGUUGAUAAGGUUCCAGGUCCAGCCCAGCCUUUCGUAUUUGCUUCAUGUUUUGUGUUUUCGAGUCUCUCGUUCUCAGGCAACAUAAUGAUGCCCUUAUCGUGAGCAAUUGAUCUGUUGCUGUGCUGCGACUUUCUCUGCAUGCUGCGCCGCGUGUUAUUCAAUCGUCUGCUGGUCAAUUUAUCCGUCCGCUCGCUGCUCGUUGUAUUAGGCACACUGGACUUGAGCUGAGAUUCAUCGUGAGCCUGGUGUUAUGUGAAUUACAGAGCGUGCGCCACCGAUGUCUGGCUCUGGUUGAGGAGGCAUUCGUUAUCGCCAGCGACCUACUACACUACAGUACACUCGUUUAUCUGCUUGUCAAUAUUGACCGUGAAUCCCUGCGACUUCCACUCAGACCGGAUGCGUCGACACCACAAUUUAGACAGCAAGCAUCGCCAUGGUUCGACUACUCAGAGGCUUGGCCUUAGUAUGGCCUUGCUUUCUCCAGCUCGUCAUGGCUAUUCAGGUCGAUUGGGAGAGUACAGACUCCAUCAAAGCAGCCGCCAAAAUCAUGGCAACCGAUAUGGUCCGCUACUUCAUUGGAGAACAGGAAGACGGCUCCAUUGGUGUACUUCUCCUUCCUCGACCAUACUACUGGUGGGAGGCCGGGGCCAUGAUGGGUGGACUACAGGAUUAUUGGGUGUAUACCGGUGAUACGACGUUCAAUGACUUCGUCAUCAAAGUCCUGCAGUCGCAAGUUGGUCCUCACAACGAUUUCAUGCCGCCAGAACAGCGCUCUUCCUUGGGAAAUGACGAUCAGGCUUUCUGGGCUAUGGCUGCUAUGUCUGCCGCUGAAAACAAAUUCCCCGAUCCGCCGGACCCAAAGCAACCAGGCUGGUUGUCCCUUGUACAAGCAGUCUUCAAUGAGCAAGUUGGGCGUUGGGAUACGAGUCUUUGCAAUGGUGGUCUUCGGUGGCAGAUCUACGAAGUCACGGGCUACGAUCUCAAGAAUACGAUAUCAAACGGCUGUUUGUUCAACAUUGCAGCAAGAUUAGCGCGGUAUACCGGAGAUCAGAAAUAUGCGGAUUGGGCGGUCAAGAUAUGGGACUGGAUGGAGAGGAUUGGACUCAUUAGCAAGAGUUUCGAUGUUUUCGACAACGCGGAAGCUGCGAAAUUGAAUUGUACAGAGCUGGAUAGGAACCAGUGGACGUAUAAUGCGGGCACGAUGCUCAUGGGUGCCGCAACUAUGUUUAAUUAUACUGAUGGCUCCGAACUCUGGAAGAAUCGUACAGAAGGCCUUCUCAACUCCCUGGCAUCCGAUUUCUUCCCUGGAGGCAUCAUGAAAGAAAUCUGUGAGGAAAAUGUCGUGUGCAACCCAGACCAAAAGUCUUUCAAAGCCUAUCUCUCACGCUGGAUGGCGGCAUCAACAAAAAUGGCGCCCUUCACUUACAACACCUCUUAUCCUCUUCUCUUGUCAUCCGCCAAGGCGGCAGCUGAGCAGUGUACUGGUGGAGAGAAUGGCACAUUGUGCGGCAUUAAGUGGUGGUUGAACGGCACGUGGGAUGGUACAGAUGGGCCAGGGCAACAGAUGUGCGCCUUGGAAACCAUCCAGAGUGUAUUGAUCCGCCAUGUUGGUGCACCUGUCACUGCAGCUGGCGGCGGUACCAGCCAGGGAAACCCAGACGCAGGCUUCAAUCAAAGUGCUGUCCCACCCGGAUUACGCCAUACACAAGCCACUAAGGGAGAAAAGAUCGGUGCGUGGUUCCUGACGGCUGUGAUGAUCAUCGCUGUGCUUGGCAUGUGGAUAUUCAUGAGCACGAGCUUAGGUGAAUGGGGCGACAGUUCGCUGGCUGGCAAAAAAGCAACUACUGCAACUAAUCCCAGCACGGGAUUCUGGUUCGGCAUGGCAGGAAAGGGAGGCAAAGGCAAGGAAAAGGGAAAGGAGAAGGAGGAAGUCGACCCGGUCACAGAAGUCCUCGACCUCAAUAGAAGCAGGAGGAGUACGAUGACGGACAGUCCGAGUCGCCGAAACACGAUGACGAGUAAUCCGAAUUUGAGCUCGACGUCUGUCGUAGAGGGCACGCCUAUGAGCAAGAAGGGGAGUAAAGGCAUACUGUCGCCAAUUAUGGAGCAAAAAGUGUUUGCGGAGAGUAAGGCGAGCUUGCCGAUUUACAGGGGUGGGGAUGAGAAGACUUGAGGUAGAAGGCAACAAAGAGUUGAUGAGAGAUAGCUUCAUGGCUGCCUGCUCUUUGCAUAACUAACUCAAACCUUUCGGCCUGGGCGAAGUGAGAGGCGGCAUAUAGCCAGAAAGGCAGACUGGUGCCCUUGAUAUCAGGAGGACGUCAAUACUUAAGAAAUACACCCAAAAUAUUGUUCUUGAAAGUUAAGGACAGGCAUACGUUGCAGAAAGCUUUUGCUGCAUAGACGGAUCUGGCGAUAUAGAAUGGGUUCUCUAUAGUUUUGGCACGUCUAGAAGAUGACGAAGUCCAGAUAAUAAUGCCGAGUAAUGAAGUAAUGUCGACGAA